CUACGUUUUUGAAUGGAAAUUGGUGUCCUUUUACAUGUGUUGAAGUUUGACUGUUUUCUGACAGGUGCAUCUGGCGAAAGCUGCGGAGGUAGCGGACCACUGUGUUGUAUUCUCCCUCAGUGAUGGUUGUGAGUCAGAUUUUAGGAAGGCCUGUAGUCACAAACAUGAGGAUACAUGUGGUCAAUGUUUAGUGCUGGGGGAAACUUUGAAGGAAAUUGAAAAAUGCGCCAAAGCUUGCCAAUAUCCUUCCGAUGAUGAACGAGAUGAAGCUCUCUAUAUCAUACAGUCGGCAACGCUUGCCAUCAAGUCAUGGAAGUGUCACACACUCCGAUCUUGGAAUCAAGACCAAGCGCGUUUUGACACCCUGGAACUGAUUGAUCAUCGAACGGUAUUGAUUGUCAAUGACUGGGCGAUGAAGUUCCUGCCACAGAGGUACAGGGAGUCGCAGUCUGACUGGUUUGGUAAGCGUGGUAUCUCUUGGCACAUAUCUGUUGUGUACCGGCGACUUGAUGACAAGCUACAGUGGCAGGGAUUCGUUCAUGUGAUUCAAUCGUGCAGCCAAGAUAGCCCAGCUGUUGUUUCUAUAAUGCAGGAUGUGCUUCGAACCUUGAAGCAAGAACACCCUGAAAUCAGUAAGGCAUACCUCCGUCAAGACAACGCUGGGUGUUAUCAUUCGGCCACAACGAUCCUUUCAUGUCCAGAAAUAUCACGAUCUACUGGAGUAAAAAUAGCCCGUCUUGAUUUCAGUGAUCCUCAGGGAGGUAAAGAAGCGGCAGAUAGGUUGGCAGCAACAUGCAAAUCACACAUUCGCGUGUAUAUUAAUGAAGGAAAUGAUGUUGUUACCGCCAAACAACUAGAGAGUGCCCUCCUUUCCAAUGGGGGAGUAAAGGGUGUUCGAGUCGUUUCACUGCAAUCCAUUGCUAACUCUCAAGAGACCACACAAAAGAUCCCAAGCAUAAGUAAGCUUAACAAUUUUGAGUUUGUGUCUGGAGAGAAAAUUAAAGUCUGGCGUGCUUAUGGCAUAGGCACUGGGAAAGUCCUCAGAAUUGAAAAGUCCUCGACUACAGGAGAAUUCAAAUAUUUUAUUCCCCAAGCCACUCGCAAGACCCAACCGGAGACGCUAACCGAACCCGGCGCUGAGCAGAAUGUUGAGCCGGAAGAUAUGAGUACAGACCAUACCUCCCAAGCACUCUUCUCUUGCCCACAUGAUGGUUGCAUUCGUGUUUUUCAGAAGGUCGGGAAUUUAGAAAGGCACUUGACUUCCGAAAAAUGUACUAGGGCCCUCGAGAAGCAUUCCCUUAUGGAUCUCGCAAAGAUGGGAUACAAGUGCGAGCUAGAUGAGGGUGUUGGAGUAAUACCAACUCUCCAAAGCAGCUCCAGUUCAAGGGGGGAAAACAAGCGUCACCCCUGUUAGUCAAGCUGAGCUCUCAGAGCAACGAAAAAGCCGUACCGCUUUAACAAAAACCAAAAAUCGUAUCUUUCCGCAAAAUUCCAAAUUGGUCUGUCGACUGGGAGGAAAGCUAAUGCUGAAGCUGUUGCUGUGGAGAUGAGGCGUGCGCGUGGUCAAGAUGGAGAGAGGCUCUUCAAAGUUCCAGAGUUUUUGAGUACUCAGCAAAUCGCCUCCUAUUUUUCACGCCUUGCGGCCAAGAUCCGAAAGCAAACACCAUCAGAGCUUGACCUUCACGCUGUCGAGGAAGAAGAGCAUUUUGCAGCUGCCACAGAUAAAGCAAUAGAAUCCAUCCAUCUGCAGCAUCCUAUUGUCUUCGAUCAUUACAACGUUUGUGCCAUGACUGAAGAUAAUACCUUAAAAAAUCUAAAAGUUGGAAUGUUGCAGCUCAUAUGUGAAAAUCUUGGCCUUCAAGUCCCUAAACCUCCGAUUCGUCGCAAAGCCCCUUAUUUGGAACUACUCAAAGACGUGUUCAAUAAUUGUACCUGUCAACAAUGAGUUUCAUCGAUAGCUUUUACAGUCAAACACAUCCAUGUAUUCUUGUAAGGGUUAGUUUAUCUGUGUUGAGCCGCUUGGAGCCAAGUUUAUGGAUAUUCCAGAUCCAGCACUUUAAUUUUCGUUGUUCAAUAUAAAAAGAAGCGAAGAGUGGAGAGGAAAGGAGAGGAGAGGA
Messenger RNA from Actinia tenebrosa (Australian red waratah sea anemone), 2117 nucleotides. RefSeq lists its product as uncharacterized. The record is from RefSeq and is a predicted model, not a curated record. NCBI's taxonomy places the organism in Eukaryota, Metazoa, Cnidaria, Anthozoa, Actiniaria, Actiniidae.